GCAGGGCCGCAGGGCCGCAGGGCGGUUCCGUGAGGUCGGGCGCCCGGUGCCCUCGGGCGAGCUGGGGUGGAGCGUCCGCCCCGGGGACCGCGGAGCGCCGAGGCACGUUGGUUGGGCGGUCCCGGUUAACAUGAAAGCCGUUUGGGCUCCCAGCCUGAGGACAGUGUCAGACCCGACCUAGCAAGGUGGCCUGGCGCUAAAGGAAGGAAUCCCUGAUCCUCGGGAGCGUGGAUAAAGGCGCCGGGCUGUGGAAGCGAUGUCCUCGGAGGAUUCCUUAUUGAUAAUGAUGGAUGACGUGGGAAUUAAGUUGCUUUUACAGAAUUAACAGGUCUCCAAGAAAUAAAAGGAAAAGGUCAUUAUUGCUGUGGUUUGAGCUCAGCAUGGCUGUAGUCAUCCGUUUACUGGGGCUUCCUUUUAUUGCGGGGCCUGUGGAGAUCCGUCACUUCUUCAAGGGAUUGAGCAUUCCUGAUGGAGGAGUGCAUAUAAUUGGAGGGAAAGUGGGGGAGGCUUUUAUUAUUUUUGCAACAGAUGAAGAUGCAAGACGCGCCAUAAGCCGCUCAGGAGGGUUUAUCAAGGACUCUUCUGUGGAGCUUUUUCUUAGUAGCAAGGUAGAAAUGCGGAAGACGAUAGAAAUGAAAAGAACUGUUCAUGUAGGAAGAGGGCGCCUGGGAUCUGGGGCAUCCGGGGUUGGCAACCUUUACCAUUUUAUUGAUGCUUUGAAGGAAGAGGAAAGUUAUUCUGGAUAUGGCUCUUCAGUUAAUCAAGAUUCUGGGUUUCAUGCUAAUGGUACAGGACUUGAUUUAAGGCCAAGAAAGACCAGGCCGUCAAAGGCUGAGAAUCCUUACUUGUUUCUACGAGGUUUGCCUUACUUAGUAAAUGAAGAUGAUGUACGUGUCUUUUUCUCUGGUUUGUGUGUGGAUGGAGUAAUUUUCUUGAAACAUCAUGAUGGCCGAAAUAAUGGUGAUGCGAUAGUAAAAUUUGCUUCGUGUAUUGAUGCUUCAGGAGGUCUUAAGUGCCAUAGAAGUUUCAUGGGUUCAAGAUUUAUAGAAGUCAUGCAGGGCUCAGAAGAACAGUGGAUUGAACUUGGUGGUAAUGCAGCCAAGGGUGGUGACAUUCCUCGAAUGAGAGCUGAAGAACAUUCUCCUUCAAGAAGGAUUAGUGAUAGACAGCUGCGGAAACGGUCUCAUUCAAAGUCUCCUAGAACACGCUCUCGCUCUCCUCUUGGAUUUUAUGUUCACUUAAAAAAUCUGUCUUUAAAUAUUAACAAAAGAGAUUUAAGAAAUCUUUUUAGAGAUACUGACCUGACUAAUGAACAGAUUAAAUUUUUAUAUAAAGAUGAACGAAGAACACGGUAUGCCUUUGUGAUGUUUAAAAAUCUAAAAGACUAUAAUACUGCCCUGGGUUUGCAUAAGACUGUUUUACAGUAUCGUCCCGUUCUUAUUGAUCCAAUUUCUAGAAAGGAAAUGAUGAAAUUCAUCGAAUGCUAUGAAAAGAAGAGACCAGGGUCUGUAGAGAGAGAGAGGCCUGGGCGCGUUUCACAGAAGUACGCUGAAGAAGGCUAUUCUGGUCGGAAGCUGUGCAUAUACAUACGAAAUUUUCCAUUUGAUGUUACAAAAGCUGAAGUACUGAAGUUCUUUGCAGACUUCUCUCUUGUUGAGGGUGACAUUUAUUUGCUCUAUGAUGACAAGGGAGUUGGUUUGGGAGAAGCACUGGUGAGAUUUAAAUCAGAAGAACAGGCCGUGAAAGCCGAACGUUUAAACCGACGAAGAUUCUUAGGUACGGAGGUGUUGCUAAGACUUAUAUCUGAGGUACAAAUGCAGGAGUUUGGUGUGAAGUUUUCCUUCAAUGAGAAGACACAAGCCCGUUCCCAGUCACAUGAUGGAGAUGACCAUUCCCAUCUGUUUGACUUAAAAGAUCCACAGGUAUGUUCAUUUGGCCCAUCUGAAAGCGUUCAUUAUCAGCCAAAAGAUGUAAAGAAAAUGGGUAAUUUCAAGCAUCCCCACAAGUAUUUCCAACAGCCUGACAGGCACCCUCCAGAGGACUUCCGCCGCUCCCCUGAGGACUUCAGGUUCCCUCCAGAGGACUUCAGGCACUCCCCAGAAGACUACAGGCUCCCCCGGGGGGAACAUGGCAGGCGCUCCAGGGAGGAAGACUGGAGACGGUCUCUUGAGGAUUGGAAAUGGCCACCGGAAGAUGAUUUCAGGCAGUCCUAUGAAAAAGAUCUUAGGCAUCCACCAGAGGAAGAUUUCAGUUGCCCUUGGGAGGAGGACUUCAGACGACCACCACAGGAGCAUUUCAGGAGGUCAUCCCAGGAGCACCUCAGAAGGCCACCCCAGGAACAUUUCAGGCAUUCCCGAGAAGAUCAUUUCAGGCAUAUGGCGGAUGAAGACUUCAGGCACCAUUCUGAUGAGGACUUCAGGACCUCCCAAGAAGAUCUGAGAGGUCCCACUGAUGAGGACUUCAGGCAGCUUUCUGUGGAAGACCUCAGGGAAACCCCAGAGGAGGACUUUAGACUUCCUGAUAAUCUUAGACCUCCCGGAGAGGAUCUUUGGACCACAUCUGAUUUCAGGGGUCACCAUCCUUUUGUGAACUUUGGUCACCUAGAAGGUGGAAAGUUUGCUCUUGGAAAGUAUAAUAUGGGAAGUUUUCCUGAGGGAAAAUUUAUGCCUGAUCUAAAAUUAAAUUGUGGUUCAGGUAGAAUAACUCCUAUUAAGAUCAUGAAUCUUCCAUUUAAAGCUAAUGCUAAUGAAAUUUUAGACUUUUUCCAUGGUUAUAAAGUCAUACCUGAUUCAGUUUCAAUACAGUAUAAUGAGCAAGGAUUACCUAUAGGAGAAGCAAUUGUUGCUAUGAUAAAUUAUAAUGAAGCUAUAGCUGCUAUUAAAGAUCUAAAUGGUAGACCAGUUGGUCCCCGCAAAGUUAAGCUCAGUUUGCUUUAGAGAGCCUUUGUAAGUCCAUAGUUUUCCCCACAGUAUUGAUGCCAUGAAGAUACAGUUUUUAUUAAGUUUAUUUUAAUUAUCUAAUUAAAAUUUUUAAUUUUGACCUGUGAAUAGGAAAAAUGUGUUAUAUAAAUCUGGGUUUUCUCUAGCUUACAAAUGGACAUUCUUUCCCCCCUAAUUUAAAAUUACAUAUGCUGUUUUCUUUGAUAGGGGAGAGAACAACUUUCCUGAAUUAUUUACUUUCAUUGAUGUUAUGGAUAAACUUCAGAGACUUGUAAAAAGUGGAGUUAUGUUUGGGAAAGUAAAUUAUCUUUGAUUUUUUUUUUGAUAUCUUUUACUCAGACUGUAUAAGGAAAUGAUGGAUGACUGAUCCAGGUUUGCCAGUUAUUGCUGCUUGCCUGCAGAACUCCCAUUUGUCUGAGAUAUUGUGUUAAGGUCUCCUAUAUACCCUAUAUAGUUCAGAAAAAUAAACAUACUGUGUGAACUUGAAAUUUACUUAUGUGAAAGGCUUAGGAAGUUCUCAAAAUUUGUGUUCAGAACAUUGAAAAGUUUUAUAAAAAUAAAAUAUCAACUGAAAUACUUAUUAACUUGUAUUUGUAUAACAAGAACAAGGACAAAAGAAUUGCCACCGGGUAUUAUAGAGUUCCCCGACAGCUAUAAAAGUAUGUGGUGAGCAGGACGAAAUAAUCUGUAACUAGCGUACACUUCUGUGAUUUCUUCAACAUCAGUUUGACGCUAAGCACUGGGACCUAGUGCUUGUCCUAACUACAUUGCUAAGACGACACAAAAUGUUCAGAAGACUCUAAAGUAAUUUGUUAAGGGCAAACGGGGGAACUCUGAGGCUGGGAAGAAUAUGAUAACAGGAUAUAGUUUUUCUCAGAAGAAUUUACUGGUGAUUCAUUAUAUUAGGUUCUCUUUUUAGCUUCAAAAGUUUAUAUCUACUCAGACUCACUAAAUACAAGAUUUCUGGGUUUUGACUUCUUUGGCACUCAAUAUUUAUAUUUUGCUUAUACUCAGAUUUUCCUUAUCUACAAAAACAGAAGUAGCUGACAAUGGGUACCUUCAUCGGGCACUAAGCACUUUAUAUGUAUGAUCUCAGUGUUUAUCAUCGUUUACAAAGAAGAAGUAAAGUUUAGAGAGGUUAAACAAGUUGCCUGAAGUCCGACUAAGUUAGGCAACCCAUUUCAACCCCAGAAGACCCCUGAUUCCACCCUGUCCAUAAAUAUUUUUGCUGUGUCACUUUCUUACAUGGUAUUUUUAACUUCAGUAAGGCAAUGAUAAAAAUAUUUCCAGAAGUAAAUACUUUGUUUGCUUUUAAAGUUGCAUUUAAAGAACGAUAAAAGUGAUUCUUAAACAUUGUUAGCUAAAUUAAAGAGAAGGUAACUUAAGAGUUUAUAGUUUCUCUUGGGAUACAUUAUAUAUAUAUAUUGGUUUCCAAUUCAAAAUUCAUUUUCUCUAACUUGAUUUAUGAUUUUAUAGUUGAUAUGAAACAAAGUUUUACCCACUUCCUUCAUCCAGACAUUUCCCACACUGAGUAAUUGUGAAUAAACUUUUUUUCAUAUGUUGUAUCAUUUAGCUACUGCAGAAGAAUAGUUUCCGUAUCCUGAAUUAACAUUCAGUGAUUUAAAGAAUUUGAAAGCCUGCAUAAGUUGUUUUUAAUAGUUAAUAUCCUACUUAAUAGGAUAAAUUGGUAAAUUUUGUUAAAAAAAAACACAUCGUAAGUCUUAAAACUAGUAAGGUUUUACAGAUGGAAUGAAAAAUUUGGAAUACCUAAGCCAAGCACAAUGAUACAACUGAUAUAAAGCUUAAAGUGAAAGAUUAUUGACUAUGUAAUUGUCUCUCAAACUGGGCUAGGGUGGGAUAGUGAUGGAGAGAGACAGCGGCUAAACAAAGGCAUUAUUGUCUUUUCAUUUUCUUAAUAUUUUAUAUGUGUGGGUGCUUUUGCAUGUAUGUAUGUAUGUGUGUGCACAUGUCUGUAGAGCUAAGAGGGUGCAUCAGUCCUGGAACUGGAGCUACAGACAGUUGUGAGCCGCCUUGUGGGUGCUGGGAGUGAACCUCUCCAAGACCAGUCUGUGCUCCUAACUGCGGAGCCAUUUCUCCAGUCCUGUGCCUUGAUUUUCAAAUUAAGCGGCUAUUUUAUUUCCUCUCAGUUGUCAGGUUUAAUAUAUAUUGAUUGGUGUGUUUGUAUGGAGGCUGGAGGUUGAUGAUGUUGUCCUGCUCCAACACUACACUUUGUGAGACAAGGUCUCUUGCUAAAGCUGGAAUUGACCAGUUUGCUUGAUUGACUACCCUGCAUUUCCCUUUCCUCCCCAGUUCUUCCUAGAUUUGCCUCCUCAGCACUUUCAGGUCCUUCUGGAUGUGCAGCAAACACUGAGGCAUCUCCCUCAGCUCCAGGCUUAAUAUUUUGUAAACUUCAUUAUAAAAAUUUAUUAUAGAAAACUUGUUCCCUAAAUAGUAGUAUGGGAGUUAUUUGUCCACAUCUCUUUCUAAUACUGUCUUGAGUACAUGCUGAUUUAACUUCAAGUGGCCAUGAUAGUAGCUGCUAUUUAUAUCAUGGAACUUAGUAAAUGCAGCAAGUCAACAGUAUUCCCUUUGUCAGCUGUAGGGAACUGUACACUGCAGUUUCACACACAUGGAAGAAUAGUCCUAAAGCCUCAUGUUUUCAUUGACCAGUCUAGCGACAGUAGGUGCACUAGGACUGUAUGUAUUCUUUUAACAAGACACCCAGUGUUGAUUUGCAUUCAAGUCAUACUUUGUUUUUCUAUUCAGAAUGUAUAUAAAACAUAUCCAGGAAGUAAAUACAUAAAACCAUCCUAGAAGUGUUCAUCUACCAAGCAGCUGAGAAUGUUUGCAGUGGAUUUUGAUCUGAUUACCUGUUAAGCAGUGACUUCACCACUUUUAUUUUUAUAUUACAUAUUAGCUGUUGAUGUUCGUAACUAUCAAUUAUGAUAAUUUUUGUUAGGGAUGCUAAACUAUUGGCUAUUUAACAUGGGAUCUUAGCCUGUUUUUUAGUGGUGUGGGAUUGUACCCAGGGCUUUGAUCAUGGGAGGCCAGUGCUAACCCCUUCAUUUCCUUAAAUGUAGUUACGUCCUAACUGGGUGUGUAAAUUGUCAUACAACUGCCUUGUUUUUGCCUCACUGCCCACAAAAUGUGAUAUGCCUUUUGUUUUUAUAAACCUACAUGUAUGUAAGUAA
Meriones unguiculatus (Mongolian gerbil) is the source of this 6130-nucleotide messenger RNA. RefSeq names its product RNA binding motif protein 12B (gene Rbm12b). NCBI's taxonomy places the organism in Eukaryota, Metazoa, Chordata, Mammalia, Rodentia, Muridae. Bases 291 to 2936 code for a protein of 881 amino acids. The record is from RefSeq and is a predicted model, not a curated record. Gene Ontology annotation, cellular component: nucleoplasm; ribonucleoprotein complex. Gene Ontology annotation, biological process: regulation of RNA splicing. The transcript is spliced from 3 exons. Gene Ontology annotation, molecular function: RNA binding.